CGAGGGGAGAAUGCCGGGAUUGCGCGGCACGCAGCGCCCUCUAGGAAACGGUGUCGCCUUUAAAAGGGGUGGGUAGGUGGGUGGAAGCAAUGAGUGGGAAGGCGAAAGCCUUCGCUCCUGAAGAGCCAAAGGUACGAAGGGGAUUCGUGGUUUCCUUCCGAGCUUGGAGGCUGCUGGGAGUCGUUUAGCUGGAUGUUUUCCUCCCGCGGCUGCCGAAAGAAGUCGCCUUUCCCGGCCGCUCUCGCUCUUUUGCAGGUCGCGGGCCGCUGCCCUUUCCCAUGCCGCUGCGCGCCGCGUCCCCUUCGCUGCCGUCCGGGUGUCAGCUCGGUUUUCGACGACUGUGGCUGCUGCCAAGUAUGCGCCCGCCAGCUCAACGAGGACUGCGAUAAGCUGUCGCCCUGCGAUCCUCAUAAAGGCCUGGAGUGCAAUUUUGGGGCCGACCCCUUUGCGAACCGGGGCAUCUGUUGGGCAAAGCAAGAAGGUCGGACCUGUGAAUACAACGGCCGUAUUUACCAAAAUGGAGAGAACUUCCAGCCUAGUUGCAAACAUCAAUGCACUUGCAUUGAUGGAGCCGUGGGUUGCCAGCCUCUUUGCCCACUGGAACUGCCUCUGACUUCACUAGGCUGUCCCAGUCCCCGGCUCCUUAAAGUACCUGGUCAAUGCUGCAAGAAAUUUGUGUGCAGCAAAGGACCCAAGAAGUACAAAGGUGUCACCUUUGACCACAACUCAAAUGGAGAGGCCAGUAGCAAUGAAAUCAUCUAUGUGGGCAAAGGCGGACACUGGAAGAACCUCCCAGCAUGGAGACCAUUCUUCCAGGAUCAGGAGACCAAGCAAGAGCGCAAAUGCUUGGCCCAGACCACACCCUGGUCGCCGUGCUCUAAGAGUUGUGGUUUUGGCAUCUCUACCCGCAUCAACAGCAACAAUCCCCAAUGCAAGCUGAUCAAAGAAACCCGAUUGUGUCAGGUCAGGCCCUGUGAGCAGCCUGAUUUUUCAAAGCUAAAGAAAGGCAAGAAAUGUCUGAGGACACACAAAGUGCAAGAGCCGGUGAGAUUCAGUCAUGCCGGUUGCAAGAGCCCACGUCGUUACCAGCCAAGUUUCUGUGGGUCCUGCCUGGAUGGCCACUGCUGUGUACCCCUGCACACUCGUACACUAAAUGUACCCUUCCGUUGUCCUGAUGGGAGCACUUUCACCAAGAAGGUCAUGAUGAUCCAUACUUGCCAGUGUGGGGCAGCUCACUGCCCGCUGCUGAGUGAAGCUGCCAUGGGCCCCCGGUAUCAGCUGAAUGGGGACAUUCACAAAUUCCUGGAAUGAUGGGGCAUGCCGACCUCUCUGCUGAUGGCUCUGACGGAGUUCCCAAAUGACUUUGGAUCACGAUCCAGGCCCCCUGCUUGAUCUAUGAAGCUAAGACAUGCUGUAGUUGCUCUGCUUCCCUGAAUGCAAAUCCGGAAGACAAGACGGCAUUUGGAAUUGGCCUAACCCUUCGGUAUUUGGAAAAUGCAUUGGGCUAUGUUGGGAGUAUGGCUAUCCAGUGACUGGGAACGGAUCGCGUGGCACUGAUUUCAGUCUCUCAAUUCAGUCCAGCCAGGCUCAGGCUGGGACUGAGUCUCUCAUGCUACUAUAGUAGUAGAAGAUCAAAGACUUCUGAUUUUAUUUUAUUUUUUGGAUUUCUUGGCUCUCAUGCUGGAAAGGUUGAGGAAGCACAGCAUUAUGCACUAUCGGUAGCUGGGGAUGGGGUGGGGGCUGUGGUUCAGGUUGCUAAAUCCCAAAUUGGGCAGUUUUGACAGAUUCAAGAUCCCAGAAUUCGGGGGAAAUAGUACAUUUUAAGUUAGAUAAGAAUCAACUAUGGUGGAAUAAGUUGUCUCUCAAAAGGACCACAAUUCUGAUGAGUUUGAGAUCUGGCAAUAAAACCUUAAAGCAACUUAAUGGAUAAGAAAUUAAAAGGAGAUGAGAAACAAAACUCAGAUAACACAGCAUGUAUUCCCUGCCCUGCCCUGCCUCCGCCCUUCCAGCCUCCUGUGACUUUUCUGACCCACUGGCCGGAAAGAGAUGCGGUUGGGUCUUUCUCUCCCUUAUCUCACUAUUGUUUUCUUCUGCUCCUUGGUUUGCUUCCUCCUUGUCCUUUAGCUUGAAACCGGCUUGCUAGUUUGCCCAUCUUUACAUCCAAAGGCUGCCUUCCUGACUGCCCACAGUGCCCCCUAAUGGCAAGAUGUUUCCAGGAAGGAGCCACACGCAAUGACUCAGCAGGAAGGGAAAUCCGUAUAAAGACACUGCUCAUCCAUGGUCCACCUUCUUCAGUCCUCUCUAGUUUGCACUCUGUUAGGCUACCAGGCUGUUGUUGCCAGUCUAGAUUUUAAGCUUCAUGAAUCUCAAAGAGAGGACAAAAGAAAUUACUUUAUGGGCACGUUUUAAAAUGAGUUGAAGUAGAGUUGAAAGAGGAUUGUUCCAUAUGUGCAGCCACUCUACUCUCUGCUUUUGAAAGUUUGUACAAAGAUGAUAGUUGCACAAAGAAUUAUGUGUUGGGCUGCCCUUUACCAAAAGCACUUUUUUAAAAACAAACAUCCUAUUCCCAUUCUGUUCCUGGUGAACAGCAAAAGGAAGGCUGAAAGAAAACAAAUCAGGGCACAGUAUUAGAAGGCACUUGAGAUAUUUUGGGACAGUUAGGAAAACCUAUAUUUAUACGUGCAGCAAAGUACUCUGCUCUGAAGAUUAUUUUAUGGAUUUUUUUUAAUUUUGUUUGUUUUGCAUAAAGAAAAGCUUCAACGAUAGAUUGGAGUGAUGGCUAUUAUAGCUUCAUAAUGAAGCCUUCUGUGCAUUACCUUCUGUAUGCAAGGCUUUUAUUCCUAUUUUAUCUUAAGAGUUGCUACAGUGAUAGUUCAGUGUUUCUCAUUUUAGUCUCUUGUUUUAUGACCCUUCCUGCUUGAUAGAAGGCUUUGUAGCAGAAAAAAACAACAGGAUAAUUCCCUUUCAAAAUGAUAUUCAAAAUGGGCUUGAUGUAAUGCUUCCAAAACAAUCUUAGGCCAGAGAUAGACAAUGGAAUGGAUGCAUCUUAUGGAUUUUGAUUUCGCUUGAUCACUUGUAGGUAUAUGAUGCCCACUAAAUGUAUUCCAUCAUAAUUACGAGUCAAAAUGAAUAGCACAAGAGAUUGUGGAGCCACCAAUGGUCCUCCAGGAUGGGCUGUAAGGUAUACACAUGAACAUAUACGCACAGCUCAAAUCUAGUGAGAUUACAAAACCUUGUGAAAGGGUGUUAUUGCUGACAACCUGAAACUUUGACAUUCUUUAUUUUGGCCUUUUAUUUUAAGAUUAAAACUAAUUUUUAUUUAGUUUAGUCCCAUGGACUAUGUGUGUUAGGAGCAGGAGUCACAUACCAUGGUGAGUGCAGGCAUCACAUGGCUGAUCUGUGGCUUAUGUGUCAGUCCUCAAAAAAAAACAACCCCACCUUUCGUUGUAGGGCUUAAAAUUAAGGAAAAAAUGAGAGUCACUUGGAAGGCACCAGCAUGUUUUUGAUUCUUGGAACCAUCAAUUCUGAUGAUCUGCAACUCUCUCAAAAUGACUUUAGAGAUGGUUAUAGUACAAGUAGCUGACUAUUCUUGGGCUUGUUAGGAAUGAACAUUGCUAUGCUACUUGCAUUGAAAUUGUACUUUGGAUUCCCCCACCCCCAACUCUGUAAGGGAACAGGCAGGACCUGCCUUAUUUGGAAUGCUUCUGCUAUUUUAAAAUAUAUUUUAUUCAAAGCUAUGCUGAUCCUUUGUUUCAAUGAAUAUGGCUAUAAUUCUGUACAUUGUCAUGUCCACUAAUGAAGGCAGAUUUAAGUGUCCCAGGAUAAUGUUGUAGGAUCCAAUCUGAGUCGGUCACUGUGACCAGAGUUUUAGUCUUUCAAGCUUUUAGACUCCUGCUGGAGCCCAUCCAUUGUCAAGUCCCUCCCCCUGCCCUUUUGGUGGAAGAUAUACAACCCCUUAAAGAAGAACAUUGAGAGAAGUAAAAUACUUCUGAAUAUCUGGAGCAGAGCAAGGAAUUCCUGAUUCCUUCCAGAUAAACUCCUCACACCCCUCGUUUUACAGAAAGCAUCAACAGGUAUUGAAUAAUUAACUGAGCAAUCCCUCAGCAUUUGGGAGCACAGCAGCAGAAGGCAGAAGCAUAAUUGUUGAAACAAUGCCCAUUUGGAAAAACAAACAAACCUGCUGAUGAGUAUUGCCAAGUAAAGCAUCCUCAUGAGUUGGAAUAUUCAAAGGCAACUUUGCAUAGUAUUCAGCCAAACCCUGUGCUUUUGGAAGUCAGAUUUAAAUGUGUUUGCAUCAGGGAUGCAGGUUCAACAAUAUUUUUUUUUAGUUCAGCCCUCAGUUUGUAGGAUUCAUUUUGCUGCAUUUCUGUAGGUAGGCUGUGCUUUGUACUUAGCAGAAUGCAGACAUGCACAUAUACACAUGUGCUAGUAAAUUAGACCCACAAACCCUAUUUCUAAGAAAACAUAGUUACUGGUAUGUCCUAACACAGUUAGCCUGAGAUUAGAAGGAUCAAUAAUAAUGGAGCACACCCCCACCCAACACUAUUAAUACCAGCUGUAUAUAGUCCCUACUGUGUUACAAUUACCAAAGUUCUUUAAUAUUUUCUCAAUUGUGGAAAAAUAAUUGAAAAAUACUAGGCUGGAAAAGAUGUCAUCUGGCAAAUUUUGUUGACUCAAGAUCCCGUCAAUUCCAGUCAACAUAAUAAAAACAUAGGAAUGAGUUGAGGUUAUACCCGACAUCUUUUAAAAAAAAAAAUCACAGCAGGAUUAUUUUCUGAUAAAAUCUACAGAGAUCAAUGUUUCUGUUGUCCCUCAUUGUUCAUUUAGUAUAAUGAUUAAACUGUUGGAUAAAGAUAGAGGUUGGGUGAAUAAUAUUAUCUUCACCUCAAAGAGAUGUUGUGAAGAUAAUUUCAGAGCAAUCCUACUUACUAAAUGCAACAUAGAAACCGACAUGUAUAAAUAGAUAAUGUUUACAUGGGUAAAUCAUUUAUGAAUUUUAAAUUUUAAAUUUUCCUUUACUUCUUGGAUUAGGAAGAGAUAGGGAAAGAUGGCAUAAAUGAUUAUAUUAUA
This is a messenger RNA of Thamnophis elegans (Western terrestrial garter snake), 5070 nucleotides long. RefSeq names its product CCN family member 1-like. The record is from RefSeq and is a predicted model, not a curated record. Gene Ontology annotation, biological process: signal transduction. Gene Ontology annotation, cellular component: extracellular region. Gene Ontology annotation, molecular function: protein binding. The coding region runs from base 193 to 1311 and encodes 372 amino acids. The transcript is spliced from 4 exons. NCBI's taxonomy places the organism in Eukaryota, Metazoa, Chordata, Lepidosauria, Squamata, Natricidae.